GCUCCUCUCCUCUCCUCUCCUCUUCCUCCCACAGUGAAACACGCGGGGCUUCAGAGGCUCAGAGAAGCUGGACAGACAAACAGACGCUUCCUCCAACUAUGGCUCCAACGACGCUCGGUCAGCGCGCGUCAGUGGAGCGGACUGUGGUGCACGAGCACAGACUGAGGUAAAAAAAAAAGACACUCCUGCAUCUCUCAGCCAGAAACCUGGAGAGAUCCGCUCCAUAUCUGCCGUGCGUACCCGUGCGUACCCGUGCGUACCCGCCGCCUCCUCCGCUCCUCUUACUGGACACCUGGACCUCACCUCCUCCAGCCUCCGUCUCUCUGAGUCUCAACUACUUUAAGGGAAACUUUUGGCUCGCGGGAUCGCUGCAGCUGCACUGAGGCGGGCACGGUUCAGUCUGGAGGUGACGGAGCGUCGUGCGCUCAGGCUGCGGGGGAGACGUGCGAAAUACGCAGCAGCAGCAGCAGCAGCAGCGGCGGCGGUGUGAGAAUAACACAAGCACCGCAAAGUCUCUUAAAGUCCGCGGGUCACAGCUGCGAAGAUGCCGGUUCGGCGGGGCCAUGUGGCUCCGCAGAACACUUUCCUGGACACCAUCAUCAGGAAAUUCGACAGUCAGAGUCGUAAGUUUGUCAUCGCCAAUGCACGAGUGGAGAACUGUGCCAUCAUCUUCUGCAACGACGGCUUCUGCCACAUGUGCGGUUAUUCCCGCGCAGAGAUCAUGCAGAAGCCGUGCACGUGCAACUUCCUGUACGGACCGGACACUAAGCGACUCGCUAUCGCCCAGAUGGCUCAGGCUCUGCUGGGGUCGGAGGAGAGGAAAGUGGAGAUCAACCUCUACCGCAAAGACGCAGUUCCAGAGUCGGCUCAGUGUCACUGGACAAUAGUAUGUGGACAUGUUGACGUGUUGACACAGGGCAAAGACACAUAUCGCAGUCUCCCGCGGGAUGCAGGGACGUGGGCCAAUCAGAGAGAAUUUCAGAGAGAGACGGCCAGAUCGUCGCUCAGUGCCAAUCAUCCCAUGGUGGACCGCUGGCUGGAAAGACAAGAACAGGAGGAAGAGGCCAGAGACGACGAGAACAGCAGGAUCGAGCCAGUAGGACGGGCUGACCACACCUCUGUGAGGUCACUAGAGACUCUUGGCUUGUUGGUCAAGCGUCUGGAGAGGGGAGGCAAGGCCGAGCAGCAAGGCCUCUUCCAGGAGAACGACUGUAUCGUCCGUAUCAAUAAUGGAGACCUCCGAAACAUCCGCUUUGAACAAGCUCAGAACAUGUUCCGUCAGGCCAUGCGCUCGCCGCUCAUCAUGUUCCACGUGGUGCCGUCGUCCAUGAAGGCCCACUACGAGCAGCUGUCCCACACUGAGAGGAACCCGGCGUACGCCUCGGGCCGAUUCAGCCCCGACUCGGUGAGCGGCAGCACCGUCUCCAGCAUCGACCACACCCCGCAGAGGAUGUCGCGACACGGCUCCCACUCUCACCCUCAUUCCCACGCUCACCCAGAGCAGAACAACGGCUACCCACCACUCACUCACCCGCCAGUGUCUGCGGCCAAACCCCCGACAGGCCACGUCCACUCGCCUCAGAGGGCGAUGACCUCCACGCCAACAGCAGGCUACACCAAAAAAGUCGGCAGGCGACUCAACAUCCAGCUAAAGAAAGGUCCCGAGGGACUCGGGUUCAGUAUUACAUCACGGGACGUUCCCAUCGGCGGCUCAGCACCCAUCUACGUAAAGAACAUUCUUCCUCGGGGAGCUGCCAUCCAAGAUGGCCGCCUCAAGGCAGGAGACAGGCUGCUGGAGGUGAAUGGAGUGGACCUGAAUGGACGAACCCAGGAGGAGGUGGUGUCUCUGCUCAGGGCCACGCCCAUGGGCGGAGCUGUGGGGCUCCUCAUCUUACGCCAGGAAGACACGUUCCUCCCCCGAGAAGUGAAGACGGAGGAGGAUGAUCUGGUGCUGACUCCAGACGGGACCAGGGAGUUUCUGACCUUUGAGAUUCCCCUCAGCGACUCGGGCUCGGCCGGUUUGGGGGUCAGCGUCAAAGGAAACCGCUCCAAGGAGAACCACGCGGACCUGGGAAUCUUUGUCAAAUCCAUCAUCAACGGAGGAGCAGCCUGCAAGGAUGGACGGCUACGAGUGAACGACCAGUUGAUUGCCGUCAACGGGGAGUCGCUGUUAGGCAAAACCAACCAAGACGCCAUGGAAACGCUCCGUAAGUCCAUGUCAACAGAAGGCAACAAGCGUGGGAUGAUCCAGCUCAUCGUGGCCAGACGAGUGUCCAAAAGAAACGAGGAGACACCAGGGAGCCCAGUGGGGAACCAGCACGCGAUGAACACUUCUCUCGACGACCACGAGCGCCGCAUCUCGCACUCCUUGUACGGUGGCCUGGAGGGUCUCGACGACAACCUGAUGCCACGACAAGGCAUGAUGCCGCGCACAAUAGGUAAUUAUCAGCUCUCGCCGACCGUCAACAUGCCACAGAACGACACUGUGAUCAUCGAGGACGACCGGCCGCCGCUCCUCCCGUCUCACCUCUCUGACCAGUCCUCGUCCAGUUCCCAUGACGACGUGGGCUUCGCGGCUGACGUGACGCCGCUGUGGGCCCAAGAGCUGCCCACUCCCACUGACAGCGCCCUCCCUCCAGAUGAAAGUCAUCCCAAUUUCCAGAGGGAAGGGUUCGGACGUCAGAGCAUGUCGGAGAAACGCACCAAGCAGUUUGGAGACGCCGGGCAGCUCGAGAUCAUCAAAACACGCAAGUCCAAGAGCAUGGAUCUAGGUUCCUCCACAAAGGACGUGGGACCGUCACUGGGCUUGAAGAAGUCCAGCUCCCUCGAGAGCCUGCAGACGGCUGUUGCCGAGGUAACCCUCAACGGUGACCUCCCCUUUCACCGGCCUCGCCCCCGCAUCAUCAGGGGCCGCGGCUGCAACGAGAGCUUCAGGGCGGCCAUCGACAAGUCGUACGACCGACCGGCUCCGCCGGAGGAGGAGGACGAGGGCAUGGAGACGUUGGAGGAGGACACAGAGGAGAGCUCGCGGUCGGGGCGAGACUCCGUGUCCACGGUGGCCGACCAGACGCCGCUCUCUGGCCCUGAGAAGCCCCUGAAGAAGAAGCAGGAGGGAGGAAAAGACAAGGACAAGGGAAAAGCCAAGAAGGGAAUGCUGAAGGGACUCGGCGACAUGUUCAGGUUUGGGAAGCACCGGAAAGACGAGCGUCCAGGGGAGAAGAUGGACCGCAAAGGCUCCAGCAAGUGGCGGCCCGAGGAGACGCAGGUUUCUGAUGAGGAGACGCUGAAGAUGAGGAUGGAGCAGGAGAGGAUCCAGGCCAAAACCCGGGAGCUGAGGGAGCGGCAGGCCAGGGAACGCGACUACGCCGAGAUUCUGGACAUAAGUCGCACCCCAGAGAGGUCGUCUGAGGAGGAGCACACGUACACCGGCAUCAACCCACUGAACAGCUCCGUGGACAGCGGUCACAGUCGACCCCACAGCCCCCGAGACGAUUACCAUCACAUCCAUCCACACCACCAGCACCAGCAUUCUGACUCGCUUUACACUCAAGUCAGCAAGGCCCGCAAUGACCGGCCUCCAUCUGCAGACAGUAGCCGGUUAGCCCCCAGCAACCACGACCGGAUACAGAGGCUGAGGCAGGAGUUCCAACAGGCGCAGACCGUCCCGGACGACCCCGACGACCGCAGGAGGACCUACAGCUUCGAGCAGCCCUGGUCAAACACCAGCAGCAGCAGCAACAACGACCCGGGUGGGUACAGUCAGUCCGGUCGCCACUCGGUGUCUGUGGAGGUUCAGAUGCAGCGUCAGCGGCAGGAGGAGAGAGACUCGUUCGCCCAGGCACAACGACAGUACAGCUCGCUACCGAGGCAACCCAGGAAAAACCCCAGCUCCGUUUCCCAAGACUCGUGGGACAAGUCGUACCAGCCAGGAGAGGUUUUCCAGACGGCCAAGGACAAUCCCAGGUACUCCAGCUACCAGGGCUCCAGGAACGGCUACCCAGCCGCGGUUGGUGUCAACGCCAGAGUCCUGCUGGAGGCGCAGGAGCUCCUGAGGCAGGAGCAGCGGCGCCGAGAGCAGGAAGCCAAAGGGAAAUUAAUGCAAGAGAGCAACAGCAGCUACGAUGGCUACUCUGCCGCUCACCUGAAGGACCCAGCCUCCCCGAAGGGCCCGUACCGCCAUGAUGUGCCACCUUCACCUUCACAGUUAGCAAGGCUUAACAGAUUAGGAUCAGAGAAGGGACGACUUUUUUAUUCUUGAGGAGUAUUUUUCAGUAACUGCGGAGGAAUCACCUUGAAGAAAGUGCAAAAGAUGACGCUACGAAUCCUGACAACCUCCGGGUCUCAUGGUCAAGUGUGCGCCGGUGACCUUUACUGACCUUUACUGGUCGUCACUCGCCCGACAGAUUCGAGUGCCUUCUCUGCGUUCACAGACAUGACGCUCGGUCACAGGCGUCCAUCACGUACUGACAAUCAAACGAGUGCGAGCUCGACAUCAAGUCUGUGUCUCACGGCUGUCUCAGUGUCCUGUGGACGUCUCUCUUUGUCCCCCUCUGUUCACUAAAGUUCCAACAAGCAGCCUCUACAAACACCGCGGGGCUUUCACUCUGCGUUCUGUUGCAGCGUUUUCUCUCGCAUGAACACUCCCGGGGGAGCCGACGAUACGAGGCAAAAUGUGUGUGUUAUUAAUAAGAAAGAACGAAAGAACGAAAGAACGAAAGAGCGCCGCUCAUAAAUGAUUCAUAUCAUGUGUUAUCUCCGUGAGGGAGACCCAAGCAAAGAGGGGAGCCAGCUCUGAUCCUCUGCCUGGCUCCUCUGCACUGCUCUGGGCUUGACUCGCUGGCCUGUCUGUCUCUCUGUGGAGCUCUGGCUCUCAUCCUGCCCUCGCUGUCGCCUUCUCUGUUCCUUACUCUCCUUUCUUUUCCCUUUCCCUUCACCUCCUACCUUCCCCUCAUCUCAGCUCAACCCCUCCUCUUCCUCCUGCUCCCCCUCCUCCUCGUCUUCCUCCGUCUUGUCUCUCGAGUGGAGCUCUGCACUGAAUUUUUCAUCACAAGCCACCUGCUGCCUGCCUGAGCCAAAGAAAGCUGCCACCAGAGGCACAGACAGAGGGCCCGGCUUCUGACAUAAAGAGAGGAAUAAAAGCAUAAAAAAGAAGAAGCAGCAGAAUAAAGAUUGGUAGAGAGACAAUGAUUUUCCCAGUGUGAGAUUAGCUGGAGCUUUUCUCCAGUUUCAACAAAAGGCAAAAUUGUCUUCAGGAUUUAAUUGCUUUCGAUUGCUGUAAUUGCUUUAUCUUCUUUUUUUUUCUACCUUUUGAAAGCGUUUGGGCGACACUCAGCUUCACAGUGAUUUGAAAAGAGGCAGCAGGUAGUGGUGCUAUCUCACUUUAAGAAGAAAAAAGAAGACGCAGUUAAUGGAUGAACUAGAAAAAAAAAAAAGAGUCAGUUUAAGGAAAACUCAGCGCGGAUUUUCUCACUUCACUUUUUUGAUGGUUGUGGUUUUAUUGGUGCAGGUUUUGAGGUUUGCUGAAUCGUCACAUACAGGAACAUUUGACUGAUGUUAGUCCAGAUCUCAUGUUUAGUCCUGAGUCACAAAUGAAAACGUCGCCACCUUUGUCGUAUCUGCGCAGACUUCACACACAGAACUACUUUCCCGUGUCACGUGUGAUGAAGACGGUUGUUCAAACACGCAAUAAAUUCAUUUGUUGACUGUAAAUGACGAUGGAGGACAUGUUGGGCCCCCAUAAGUGAAGCCAGUAUAGUGAAGAGCCACGGUUCUCACACUGUGGUUCCGUGUACCGCCAGUGGUACUUGGAGGGAAAUCAGAAACACUGACCGGGGUAUGAGGUCAGAGUGGAGCUGAGGACGUUUGACCGGAGUGUGUAGAAAUGUAGAAUAAUUAGAGUCAGCUCAUCUCUCGCUCCAUCUUUAUCUAAUGUCACUAUACCAGUGUGUGAGGAAGAGGAGGAUGAUGAUGAUGAGAGAGCUCCUGUGAGUACAGCUUUUCAACCGCGUCGCCUCCGCGUCAGCAGAGGAUUUCUAUCACGUAUGUACACGUUUUGUUGACUCUAGUUGGAGUUAUUUGAUCAUGUGAUUGACACGUGACUAUCCCGACCAUAAAUGACGUCACACACAUCUUUACAGUCUGAGGCUGAGCUGCUAACAACGACUUUACAGUUUAUUGAAACUCAUACAUUGCACAAAAGAGUGACAUACUGUACAGUGUAGCAGUUACUACUAUCUGACCUUGACUUCAUGAUGAUGGAGACAGAAAAAAGCUCAAAACCUGAACCAAUGAAACCAAAACUGUUAAAAAGACUUAAUGUCUCUGAUGGUAAAUGUAUUUUUCUAAACAGUGUAGUAAUCUGGGUAAAUGAAUCCUGCAAUAAUAAUAAUAAAAAUAAUAAUAAUGA
Solea senegalensis (Senegalese sole) is the source of this 6406-nucleotide messenger RNA. Its product is annotated as partitioning defective 3 homolog. Gene Ontology annotation, molecular function: phosphatidylinositol binding; protein binding. Gene Ontology annotation, biological process: microtubule cytoskeleton organization; establishment or maintenance of epithelial cell apical/basal polarity; establishment of cell polarity. The coding region runs from base 545 to 4258 and encodes 1237 amino acids. NCBI's taxonomy places the organism in Eukaryota, Metazoa, Chordata, Actinopteri, Pleuronectiformes, Soleidae. The record is from RefSeq and is a predicted model, not a curated record. Gene Ontology annotation, cellular component: cell cortex; apical junction complex; adherens junction. The transcript has 22 exons.